AUGGGUGUUACCAAGACUACUCACCGUGAGGGCUCCGGCGCCAUCCCUGCCCCUGGCCAGACUGUCACCAUUGAGUACACGGGCUUCCUGAAGGACACCAGCAAGCCCGACAACAAGGGCAACAAGUUCGACUCCUCUGUCGGCCGUGGCGACUUCGUUACCCGUAUUGGUGUCGGUCAGGUCAUCAAGGGCUGGGAUGAGGGUGUUACCCAGAUGAAGGUCGGCGAGAAGGCCACCCUUGACAUCACCAGCGACUACGCCUACGGCGAGCGAGGCUUCACCGGCCACAUUCCCCCCAACGCUGAUCUGAUCUUGUAUGUUCUACCUCUCCCAUGCUAG
This is a messenger RNA of Colletotrichum truncatum, 339 nucleotides long. RefSeq names its product peptidyl-prolyl cis-trans isomerase fkr-3. Gene Ontology annotation, cellular component: cytoplasm. NCBI's taxonomy places the organism in Eukaryota, Fungi, Ascomycota, Sordariomycetes, Glomerellales, Glomerellaceae. The record is from RefSeq and is a predicted model, not a curated record. Gene Ontology annotation, biological process: protein peptidyl-prolyl isomerization. Gene Ontology annotation, molecular function: peptidyl-prolyl cis-trans isomerase activity.